AAUCUGUCAAAAUAAUUCAUCGUCGUCCAAUCCAACCAAACUGUUGCAAUAUGUUUCGAAGUUUUUAGUUAUUUUACAAGUUAACGUUUAAUGUGAUUAAUUAAAAGAAUUCAAGAGGUAAUGCUUAUGUCAAAAUGUCGGAAGAAGAUAAUCAGGAUAUUGAACAGGAGCUCGAUGAACUGUUGACGAAAGUACAGCCGAAUUUACAAGAUGUUAUCAAAAGGAGUUUUACCAACGUGGUCUUGCAACAGACUAAAAAUGGUGAACAGGUAAAGCCUGACUCUCUGGAAGACACUUCUUACUUCGCCAAAAAUACUCAGGUUAAUCUCACCCGCUUAGAACUUGUGAAGGCUCCAACCUUCCACAUGCAAGGUCUGUCUCUAGACCUGAAGUCGAUGGGGUUGUCAUUCCGGUGCUCCCUGGGCGAGGUCAACGUGCGAGGGCUGUACAGCGCAUUUAAUGAAAACUUGUACAACUUGAUACCUGUCAUGUCAGAAGGGCACGUCCUAAUAUCCUUAUCGAACAUGACUGCAGAUGUGAAUGUUGGGCUGGUGCUGGAAGACGACGCCUUCUCGUUUGUGAACCCUGGUAUAGACUUCAUGCAUGAUGAGGUUCUGGUCAAGCUGUCGUGGCCUUCGCCACAAAAGAGCGGGGGCUAUGACUUCGCUACGACAGAACAAUUAGCAAAACAUAUUGACGACUUACCGCUCACGGCGGCGAUAUCGUUGCCGCUAUACGCGCUUCUCCGGGACAAACUGCAAAGGCACCUCGCGGUGGUGCUGAGACAGGCCACCAGCGUCUCUGAGGUCGUCUGCUGCAACCCCAGCCUUCUGGAAGCUUACAGCGACAUGGCGGCGUGCCUGGCCGAGAGCGGCAACAAGGUGGUGGACAUGGUGCUGAUCAACAUGCGGCGCACGCUGCUGCAGAGCUGUCACGAGGUGCUCGAGCUGCCGCCUCUGCACGCCACCUUCAUGCACAAAAUUGGGUCGAUAUCGUUUAUAGGCAAGUUCGAGACCGACACGGGCUGGGUCAAGAACCUAGCCACCAUCAACCGCGUGAGUGACGUCAGCGUCAGCCGCCCCGACCCCGUCAAGACUUGCUUCCACUUCACGCUAAGGAUAAAGGACUUACAGAUCGGCUACGACGACUACCGGAUAAAGGCAAUGGGCGUGUCGUGUAGCGGGCGGCUCGCGGCUGCCUUCGCUCACAGCUCCUUGCACGUGGCUCUGACGGUCGGGCUCGCGCGUUGGGAGCCCUACGCGCAAUUAGAUGACUUACGCGUGCAGCACAUGGAGUGA
Messenger RNA from Ostrinia nubilalis (European corn borer), 1298 nucleotides. RefSeq lists its product as uncharacterized. The transcript has 9 exons. The record is from RefSeq and is a predicted model, not a curated record. Lineage: Eukaryota; Metazoa; Arthropoda; Insecta; Lepidoptera; Crambidae. Bases 135 to 1298 code for a protein of 387 amino acids.